CUUCAGUCUUAUGUCUUAUGUGUUUCAUGCUUAUGGGCUUGGCUUGGUGCUUGGUCGCUUGGCUUGGGCUCUGUCAUUUAACGAACAUCUGCGUAAAUUGACGUCUAAUUCGUUGACGACUUGACCUCUUUUAAUUUGUUGAUAUUUGCAUUGGAAUACGUUUCAUUUCUAGAUUUUCAGUGAUUACGUUACAAGUGAGGACAUAGUUCCUAAAAUAGUUUCAGAUUCCAUAUUUGUAUAUCUAUAAGUACAUCGAUCAAAGUCAACCGCCUACGUCCAAAUGAGCGCCCAACCAAGCCCUGGAAACCAAACUCUGGAAAGGGAAAAAGUUUAUAUGUGGAUAUUCGAGCUGACAAAUCCAGAAACUCGUGAAAAUGCCUUGCUGGAACUCAGUAAAAAACGAGAGGUAGUCCCUGAUCUCGCCCCCAUGCUGUGGCACAGCUUUGGUACGAUUGCCGCCCUGCUUCAAGAGAUCGUCAACAUCUAUGCUGCUAUCAACCCUCCAACCUUAACUGCUCACCAGUCCAACAGGGUUUGUAAUGCCCUAGCUCUAUUGCAAUGUGUGGCCUCCCACCCUGAAACUCGAUCACAAUUUCUAUUGGCUCAUGUCCCUUUAUUCCUUUAUCCCUUCCUGCAUACCUCAUCGAAGACCAGGCCCUUUGAGUACCUGCGAUUGACCAGCCUUGGUGUAAUCGGGGCUUUAGUGAAGACUGACGAACAGGAGGUGAUCACUUUCCUUCUGACAACUGAGAUUAUCCCACUAUGUUUGAGGAUUAUGGAAUCUGGAUCUGAGCUAAGCAAGACUGUGGCAACAUUCAUCUUACAAAAGAUUCUCCUUGAUGAUAGUGGAUUGUCAUAUAUUUGCCAGACAUAUGAUAGAUUCAGCCAUGUAGCAAUGAUUCUUGGAAAAAUGGUGAUCUCACUGGCGAAAGAACCAUCUGCUCGACUUCUUAAACAUGUGGUCCGUUGUUACUUACGCCUCUCUGAUAAUGCUAGGGCUAGAGAAGCGCUGCGUCAAUGCCUGCCUGAUCAACUGAGAGACAAUACAUUCAAUGUCUGCUUACAGGAGGACAAAUCUACAAAGCACUGGCUGGCGCAGUUAUUGACGAAUCUGGAAACCACUGCACCUGCAGAUCCUAGAAAUGUGGGAAUGUCCCCAUUGAAUGCACAGUAAAAUAGUUCAUGAUGGCUGACAAAAAGAAGUUGCUGAAGUUAACAAAAUUUCAGUAUGAAUUAAAUUUUGGUUCUACAAAAAAGGAUAAGGGAUGUGAAACCUUUUUUUCUAUGCCAUGUAGAUGCCUGAUUUAUGCAUGCCAUAUUUUAUAAUAAUUUGUGUUAUUUUCCAGUAAUUGUGAUUUAACUUUAUUGCCAGCAUGGGGCUAUUGGUAAAUUAAACAAAAAUUUAAGUAAUUAAAUAACAAUACCUCUAUUUUUUCCCAAAGCACUACAGAUGUUCCUUUCUCUAUUAAUGUGUUUCACAGUUUAUCAGUGUUGUGUUUCAUAUGUCAUAGAAAAAAAUUAGAUUCACAUAAAAGUGAUUAUAUUGUAACCGUUCUGCUAGGAAACAAUAUUGUUUCACGAUUUUCCGAUCGAAAAUGACAAAUAAUCAGAUGAUAUUUUCACUAGUGAAAUUAUUUAACUGAUGACUUUUUAUAUUGUGAUUUAUGUAUCUGUAUAAUUCAAUAUUGAAUGUGUCUGUCUGACGAAGUAUUAAUGAAAUGCGCCUUGUUAAAUUGUUUCAAAUAAUUGUAGUAUAAUAAAUAAACUAGGAGAUGAUUAGGUACUGCUAAUGUAUAUAAUUAUCAAAUAGAAAAAUAAAUUUUAUAUAUGAGAAUCA
Molecule: messenger RNA, 1837 nt
Organism: Acanthoscelides obtectus
Lineage: Eukaryota; Metazoa; Arthropoda; Insecta; Coleoptera; Chrysomelidae
Source: the annotation of a GenBank genome assembly